UCAGAGCAGACACCAAUGAAGGAUCCUCCCCCUUUCCUUGUCUCACUUUUCCUUUCUAUUUCUGGGUCUGAGAUAUCCCUCAUGAUGUGCCCUGCAGACUCAGUCACAAAGGAAAGCUAAGGCAACAGAGCCUUCCCCUCUCCUUCUCUGACAAGGAGAUAUCCCCACAGAGGGCAUCUUCCUCCCCUCACCCCACCCCCGAGGUAUCAUGGGGACCAACAGACAGAACAAGUGAUACAGAAAUCUGCCCCAGAAAGCAGAAGCCCCAACCAUCCACACAAAAUGUGUCCUGGCAUUGCUGAGCCUCUCUGCAUUUGGGGAAGGCACCCCUAACCUGGCCCCGGACCACUCCUUCCAGUGCAGAGGUUGCCUUUGGAAUCAUCACAGGGUGUGAUGGAGUUAAUCAGUCUCUCAUGCCACUUAAUCGGUUUUCUUGUCCCCAUUCUCUUCCUUGAGAUACCCACAUUGGCCUCAGGGAAGUUCUCAGUGAUUGGACCUACCGGACCCAUCCAGGCCUCAGUGGGAGAAGUUGCAGAGUUGCCAUGUUACCUCUCCCCAGCACAAAGUGCAGAGCACAUGGAGGUGGUCUGGUUCCAAUCCACUCGGGUGGUACAUCUCUAUCAAGAUGGGGAAGAUCAAUUUGGAAACCAGGACCCUAAUUACCAAGGGAGGACAGAGCUAGUGAGAGAUUCUAUCUCUAGUGGGAAUGUCACUCUGAAGAUAUGGGACGUGAGACUCUUGGAUGAAGGAAGAUACAUAUGUCAUUUCGAAAAUGGUUUUGAUCAAGAGGAAGCUGAUGUAAUGCUAAAAGUCUCAGGUGAAGAAGUUAAGCCAGUGUUGGUUUUCUGGAUGGUCCUCUUCAUUGCAUACAUAGCUGCCUUCUGGGUGCUGACAUUUGGCUUUUUCAUGUGGUUCAUCCUGCGAUACCAAGAAUGUCUUACACGGACCAGUCCCUGGCUGUGGGAAAUAAAUGGUAUCCUGGUUGUGUCUUGGGCAUUUGAAAUUGAAAUUGCCAUGUAUUUCCUGUGGAUCCUGCUACGAUGCCAAGGGUAUUCUCACAAGGAAGAGUCUGACAAGCUAGACUGGAUGGACUGGGUGACCUUUCUGAUCUCACUUUUCCUGCCCUGGAGAAUGACCACAACACUUUUUACCCUGUUCAAAGGACUGUGCUGCUGCCAAAAUCAAAGGUUGCUGCUGGGAUCUGAGAGAAGACCCAGGCCUAGUCCCCAAAGCUCUGUGGAUCCAAUGGCUGGUUGUGGGAUCACACAGGUGGCCUUGGAAGAUGGUCUCUGACCCUGAAGAGACUGGAAAACCCUUCCCUAUGUGCUUUCCUGGUGCCAUGGUAGCCAGUUAACAAAACAAUUCGGAGGUACCACCACACCUAUC
Molecule: messenger RNA, 1386 nt
Organism: Vombatus ursinus (common wombat)
Lineage: Eukaryota; Metazoa; Chordata; Mammalia; Diprotodontia; Vombatidae
Product: myelin-oligodendrocyte glycoprotein-like
Exons: 7
Coding region: 394-1293 (299 amino acids)
Biological process (GO): T cell receptor signaling pathway; regulation of cytokine production
Cellular component (GO): external side of plasma membrane
Molecular function (GO): signaling receptor binding
Source: RefSeq, a predicted model, not a curated record